This is a messenger RNA of Mesocricetus auratus (golden hamster), 1394 nucleotides long. It is a transcript of the gene Pgc, whose product is annotated as progastricsin. The transcript has 9 exons. Gene Ontology annotation, molecular function: aspartic-type endopeptidase activity. Bases 87 to 1262 code for a protein of 391 amino acids. Gene Ontology annotation, biological process: proteolysis. NCBI's taxonomy places the organism in Eukaryota, Metazoa, Chordata, Mammalia, Rodentia, Cricetidae. The record is from RefSeq and is a predicted model, not a curated record.
GAGCGAGUGGUGCUCAGGUCUUCAUUCCACCACAACGGUUGAGCUCGAAGUGGUUUUUCCUGUGAGGCCAGCUUCAAGUCGGCAUCAUGAAGUGGCUGGUGGUAGCCUUGCUCUGCCUACCUCUCUUGGAGGCAGCUUUGGUCAGGGUCCCCCUGAAGAAAAUGAAGACUAUCCGUCAGACCAUGAAAGAAAAGGGUGUGCUCAAAGACUUUCUGAAAGCCCACAAGUACGACCCUGGCCAGAAGUACCGCUUUGGCAACUUCGGUGACUUCAGUGUCCUCUAUGAGCCCAUAGCCUACAUGGAUGCUGCCUACUUUGGUGAGAUCAGCAUUGGGACUCCACCCCAGAACUUCCUGGUCCUCUUCGACACUGGCUCCUCCAACCUGUGGGUGCCUUCCAUCUACUGCCAGAGCGAGGCCUGCACCACGCACACCCGAUACAACCCCAGCAAGUCCUCCACCUACUACACCGAUGGGCAGACCUUCUCCCUGCAGUACGGCACCGGCAGCCUUACUGGCUUCUUCGGCUAUGACACUCUGACUGUCCAAGGCAUUAAGGUCCCCAACCAGGAGUUUGGCCUGAGUGAGAAUGAGCCAGGUACCAAUUUUGUCUAUGCCGAUUUCGACGGCAUCAUGGGCCUGGCCUACCCCGGCCUGUCUGCAGGUGGCGCCACCACCGCAAUGCAGGGCUUGUUGCAGGAGGGCGCUCUCUCCCAGCCCCUCUUCGGUGUCUACCUCGGCAGUCAGCAGGGAUCAGACGGUGGACAGAUCGUUUUCGGAGGUGUGGAUGAGAACUUGUACACUGGGGAGAUCACCUGGAUUCCUGUCACCCAGGAGCUCUACUGGCAGAUUGACAUCGAUGAGUUCCUCAUUGAUGACCAGGCCUCCGGCUGGUGCUCCCAGGGCUGCCAAGGCAUUGUAGACACAGGCACCUCUCUGCUCACCAUGCCCUCUCAGUACCUGAGUGACCUUCUGGAGAUCAUAGGCGCCCAGGAAGAUGAGUACGGAGAGUAUUUUGUGAGCUGUGACAGCGUCAGUAGCCUGCCUACCUUCUACUUUGUCCUCAACGGCGUCCAGUUCCCUCUGUCACCCUCUUUCUACAUCCUCGAGGAGGAUGGCAUCUGCAUGGUGGGCCUUGAGUCCUCCCCUCUGACCUCUGAGGAUGGCCAGCCCAUGUGGAUCCUUGGGGAUGUCUUCCUCAGGUCUUACUAUGCCAUCUUCGACAUGGGCAAUAACAGGGUGGGCUUUGCCACUGCUGUCUAGAUUUGCUGUCUGGACACGCCCGCGCCCUUCCCCCGCUUCGGAGGGGUCCCCUCUGUCCUUCCUCUCUGCACCCAGCCUUCCCUUACUCUGUACCCUAGACUUCCUCUGAUAAUAAAUAGUUCUCCACAUUGA